Messenger RNA from Porites lobata, 4910 nucleotides. Lineage: Eukaryota; Metazoa; Cnidaria; Anthozoa; Scleractinia; Poritidae. The record is from the annotation of a GenBank genome assembly.
AUGGAGGCGCUUGUCACCAAAGCCAGCUGUCAAGUCGAAAAGAUUAAAGUUGCUAAAGAUCUAGUGGAGAAAGAAUUUGAUUUUAUGGAGAAGGCUUGCAGAGAAAGGCGUGUUGAAAUUGAACGCUUUUUCAGAGAAGUAAGGCAUAUAUUUCUCAUUAGGGAGAAAGAGCAAACAGUAUUCCUAACUACUUACUAGUUUCAAUCAGCAGUCAUUUUAUCUACGGAAUAACGGUUCAUGCUGGCAGUUAAAUAAAGAAACAAAAUGGUCAAAAAUUUUGACAUUUAAUGUCCUCAACAUGGAAUGUAGAAACCAGCGAUUUUUAAAUGCUUAUCGCGGAUCAUGAACUAGGAUCGUUGGACGUUUUUUUUUUGUGAUAUCUGGAUUGUUUGUUUGGAAUAAAUCCACGGAUAUAACAGGGUGUGUUUUCUUUUUCAUAUUUAUUAGCUUCGUUCCGCAUUAUCUAACCGAGAGGAUGCUCUGGUGAAGAAAUUACUCCGCCUUCGUCUACACAAGGAAGAUAUUCUCACCAAGCAGCUAUGCCGUUUAACAACUAACCAAGAAUUUCUAGAGGAUGCACUCCAACGAGCAAAGUCCUCCAUCCAAUCUUCUAGCGAUGUUCAGUUCCUUCUCAGCAGGCCGAAUAUAGUGUCCACGCUCGAGACUGAAGAAAACUACUCAGUGGUGCUUGAACCAGAGGCACAGUUUUUACCGGAGUUCACCAUGGAAGAAAAGGACAAAAAGGUGAGAAUUCAUUUACAUUUACCAUAUUACAAGCAUUCCCUCUCUACUAGGCCUAUAUGCUCGGAUUUGGUCAGGUUCGUAAAGGUUCUUAAUGUUCCAGCUCACAGACCCAAAAAACCUGCAAAUAGUCGAACUUUGGGCUGUAAUUUAUUUUAGGUGGGAUAUCAUUUAUAUAUACUACUAAUAAUAUAGGUCCAAUCACGGAUCCUUGAGGUACGUUGCUUUUUACCGGAACCCAUGAGGACAUUCCCCUUCUUAUACUACUCUUUGUUGUCCUUGAUGCAAGAAACUCUCUAUCCAUUGAUUGCUGCGGAGCGACCGAAGGGAGCGAGCAGCAACAUAAUCAGGAUUUAAAGGAAAUAUAUAAGGGGCGACGAAUUCUCGAAUUCAUCACAUUUUACCACAAUGCAUUGCAUUUAAACACACUUUUUACCACAAUGCAUUGCAUUUAACCAGAGUGCAUUGCGCCACGAACAACUCAAAUAAAAACACGUGGAAGUUCGGUGGGUGAGAGUGCAUCGUUCGCUGCUUAGACGUAGAGUUUUCUUUGUGGCAAAUUUUCUACAGCACGGUUAGAGGUCUUACCGAAUUUUAAGACACACAGGAGUCUUUCAGAUGAGUACGAUGGUUAGCUUGGGGAUUGGAUUUCAAUUCAAGAGCCUUUGACUCGUCCAGGUGUUAAACCUGACGAGAAGAUGAGCAUUUGCUCUUCGACUCCGCAACACGGGGGAUAUACAAAUUCCACAGCUUGCUAGAAGGUGAUGUGAAAGUGAGAAAAUGUCAUGCAAUGCUAUUCUUAAGAAACUGUAUGAGCCGAAAAUGGAUGUGAUUUUGACCAGUCGCUUCAAAAUAACAGCGGAAAUCGAGAUAACAAAACAUAUGUUUUGUGUCCUACUUUGCAAACGAGGACGUGUAUCGGCGUUUUGAAAAGCAUAAUUAUGUUCUUUCAUUCAUUCAUUGCCAUGGAAGAUGCGUUUACAUUGUUUUUUCACUGUUAAUAGCUCGGUUAAUGCGGUCGGCGAUCAUCUUGCUGGCGGAAGUUUCAUGGAAAAGGAAUAAAAUGAAAGACUUUUACUACAGAUUACGUAAUUAGCCUCUGCGGUGUAGUGGUUAGGUGUAGUCGCGUCGAGUCGAAGGUGCCGGGUUCGGGUCCUACCGAAUUGUUUAUUCCUACUUUCUUUUUUUUUCCGUUUCUUUGUGUUGUUGUUUUCUAUAAAUAUAUAGCUAAAUAACUGUUACUUAAUUAAGCGGGUUUUUCACUUCACUUAUCUAGGUAUAGUUUUUGAUGACCGCCUUAGCUGGAACGAGCAAAUAAAGUACCUAAUUUCGAAGGCGGGAAAACGCGUAGGAAUGCUCGGCAGGCUUCGCAGAAGCCUCACUAGAGAGAGUACAAAUGUAGUGUAUUGUAGUCUAAUUAGGCCAAUUUUAGAAUACUGUGUAAGUGUGUGGGGCUGUUGCGGGGAAGGUCUUAAACAAGACCUUGAAGCCCUCCAAAACCGGGCUGCUAGGAUAGUGGCUUGUAGUAUGCGCAGCAAGCAGGCAUUGGACGUUCUGAAAUGGCCCACCUUGGAGGAGCGCCGACGUCAAUCUGUUUUUAAACUCGUUAAGAAAUGCCUGCAAGGUCAAUGUCCCCAAUAUUUUAAACAAUAUUUUAAACGUAAUGAUACAAUCCAUGCGCUACUAGACAAAGCAACCUCUUACAUCCGCCUGCUGUGAGAACUGAAAUUGCAAAAAGAUCCUUCUAUUAUUAUGGUUGCACUCUUUUUAACGAAUUAUCUUAAUGAUAUUUCGUGUUUUACAUCUUUUGAUCUUUUAAUUGAAAAUAGUUUUCUAUUUAUAUUAUUACCUGUAUUAGUGUAAUGUUUAUAUGUUUAGUGUGGUUUUUGUGCGUUGUUGCUCAGGGCUCCCAUUGAUAACAGACAGCUUUUUGCGUCUGAAGGGGCUACCCUGAGCGGUAUAAAUUAAUAAAGUUUCUUCUUCUUCUUUUUCUUCUUCUUCUUCUUCUUCUUCUUCUUCUUCUUCUUCUUCUUCUUCUAAUAAAGUGCAAGAAACAGCAAGAAAAGUAUUGUGUUUCCAGAGAAAAUAUCGUGCACCGUAUAUUAAAUAUAUGGAUAAACAAUCUGAAUUUCUAUUAUUUCCUACAAUUUACUGUGGGAAAACCAGAGUUGAUAACCACUUGAUCAUUUUUUAAACAACGUUCCCACGAGUUCUUUCUAUAGACUGAUAGUAAUUAUUCUAGCACUUUCCAACAUGUAAAUAGGACAUUCAAUGUCAUUUUUGAUUCUUUUUAAGUCUCACUGCCUAACUAAUGCCAGUAUCAACAGAAUGUGCCGCAGCAUUACUAUCUUUUAGAUACCCUAGUUGAUAAAACUAUUGAUACCAUAUGCUCUGAGCUUGCGUCAAAUUGUGAUUUUAGUUAUCCAUGAAUUAGCCUGGGACCAGGCUAACGGUUUUCUUCGGACGCCAUUCUUUUCCCCGGGAUGAAUAGAGUAGCAGAUAUUCUCCACAUAGCAGUUGUCAUCUACCCUGGUCCCGGACGUUUUUCUUGAAAAUUUUCUCCGGGUAAGAGAGAACGAGCUGCGCAAAGCGGCCGUCUGGUACCAGGGUAGUUGGUAUUCGUCGAGUAGUAUUUAUUCAUUCCCGUGUGAAAUUUUUCGCCGUUGUCUCCGGCUCUACCAAAAGAGCCUAAGCUGAGCUAACACAGCCUCUUCCCCAGGGCUUCACGGAUGUCUACCUUUUUCUGCAGUUAUCCUACUCAAUUGAUGCAACUUCGUCCCCAGGGCUUUUCCCUUAAAAAAUGGGUGGGGCGGGAAAAGCCCUGGGGACGAGGUUGCAAUUGAUGCCUUUUUAAGGGGGAUAUCGCAAAAGUCAUCCAAAUUUGGUCAUCGCUUACUAGUUCUGAAGAAUUUGUCGAGGAUUUGAGCCAAUUAUUAAUCUCUCAGUACAAUAUAGUGGAUGCAACGUACGUUGCCUGUAUAGACCUAUGUGGGAAACUGGUACACAGUGUGAUGUCAGUAUCACGUGUUUUCUUUUUGGGAAAAUCCCAACCCCCGCGAGCUUUUCCCUUGCUCGAAGAUUCUGAGUUUUUUCUGAUGUUGUCCCUGCUUGUUAUUCUGAGAAGCUGCAUUUCUACUCUGAAGGUUUUGAAUUGUGAUCUUGAAGAUCACCUGAAGAAAGUCUACGAUUGUGUCCUUUUUGUGCAGACUAUACCAGUCGUGUGGCCCACCUUUUCGCAGAGUCGUUGCCCAUGAUCCAGGGACACCCAACGAGAAUAUAGGUCAAAACCACUUAAACAUAGCAUUGUUAAACGUAUUUUAGUACUUACACGGUAGAUAUAGGAAUACUUUUAUCUCCUAAAAAUUUUUCAUCUGUUCGGGUUUCCUAGCUGAAAGUCUAGUGAUCCGAAAAUUAUAGGGAUCAAAACUUACCUUUCGAAAAUUUCAGCCAUAAAAAAGGCUCCCGAAAAUUCUAGGUGACCUCUUUAGGGGAAAAAUCCGUUAAAAAUGGGCAAUUACACCAUUUUUUAGAUGUUCGAAAAUCCUAGGAGAGGCUGGCAAGCAAGAAAUUUUACAACAAAUUAAUGUUCCGAAAAUAGUCUAGAUCUCAAAUCGUUGGGUGCCCCGGAUGAUCGAUUAGAGUACAGACACACCAAAAUGCAUUUCUCAGUUCACAAAUAUAUCUUUCUCUACGAACUCAUCCUUUAGUUGCUUAAAAUGUGGUUGUCGCAAAGAAAAUUUUAUUUUAUAAAACUGCUGAGAAACAGAAUAUCAAGUACUAAGCGUGCCAAGUAAAUGUUUUUUUUAGUAAAUGAGCUUUUCAAAAUUGAAUUUGUAAAGAAUGUAAAAUGCAACGAUCUCUUUCAGCCUGUCACAUACUGUCCCAACAAGGUAUCAGCGGUUAUCCAGAGCGCAGGAAACAUCAGUGACCUAUCAACUUGUGCUGCAAACACAAAUGCGACUGGCCCAGGAAUAACAACUGCAAACCCUGGAAGCAAGGCGACAUUCACUAUUACUUCUCGCGACAGCCAAAACGUUAAACGCAAGCGUGGUGGCGACGUUUUUGUGGUGAAACUGAAACCAGAGAAGGGAGGAAAUGAAAUAAAGGUAGAAUUAAACGACCGAAAGAAUGGAACUUACUUGGCAGAAUAUACUGUUGAAAAGUUGUGU